AUGAGUCUUGAGUACGCUAAGUGGGGUCCAAUCCAAAAGACUAGUUUCAGAGACCGCUUGCUCUCCUUACCGGUUACCCCUUCUUCAACUCAUUCUCUUCUGCCACUUUAUUUCUCUUUACUAGACUUUCUUGAGGAGACAGUGGUAGAGUUACUAGGAGUGCUAGGUCGUCGUCCAUGGCUUCCCAUUGUAGUCUGUUGCAGCUCUCGCGACGAACUCCACGCCGUCUCCUCUUCCUUAUCCACUCUUCCUUUCAUCUCCUUUGCUGCCUUGUACAGUGAUCUGGGAGAGAGGGACCGAGCUAUGGUUUUGGAGAAAUUUCGACAAGCAACAAUCAACUGGAACCAGCAACUUAACUCUGCAGUAGAAGAAGGUUUGGAAGAGAGUGAAGCAAGAGAAGAAGAAGAUGAAAAGAAAUCUCAUCUGGUGGUUGUGACUGAUGUUUGUCUUCCCAUGCUUUCAUCUGGAGAGUCUUCUCUUUCCUCACGAGUUCUCGUCAACUACGAGCUUCCUACUAAGAAGGAAACUUAUUCUAGGCAUUUAACAUCUUGCUUAGCUUCAGGUGGGAUUGUCAUAAACAUGGUUAUUGGCUUCUUCAUUUUCACCUACUUUACAGCUCCCCCUGUCCCUCAACUUCCAACUUGA
Molecule: messenger RNA, 645 nt
Organism: Raphanus sativus (radish)
Lineage: Eukaryota; Viridiplantae; Streptophyta; Magnoliopsida; Brassicales; Brassicaceae
Exons: 4
Coding region: 1-645 (214 amino acids)
Source: RefSeq, a predicted model, not a curated record